Messenger RNA from Bacidia gigantensis, 285 nucleotides. RefSeq names its product E2 ubiquitin-conjugating protein mms2 (gene MMS2). The record is from RefSeq and is a predicted model, not a curated record. The transcript is spliced from 3 exons. Gene Ontology annotation, cellular component: nucleus. Gene Ontology annotation, biological process: protein K63-linked ubiquitination; DNA damage tolerance. The coding region runs from base 1 to 285 and encodes 94 amino acids. NCBI's taxonomy places the organism in Eukaryota, Fungi, Ascomycota, Lecanoromycetes, Lecanorales, Ramalinaceae.
AUGGGGGCGAAAGUUCCCCGCAACUUUCGCCUUCUGGAGGAGCUCGAGAAGGGCGAGAAAGGAUUAGGAGCUGAGGCUUGCUCAUAUGGCUUAUCGGAUGGCGACGAUCUCCUCAUGUCAAAUUGGAACGGCACGAUCCUUGGCCCCCCUCACAGCGCACACGAGAACCGUAUCUACAGUCUCAGGAUUCAUUGCGGUGAUCAAUACCCUGACAAGCCUCCCGAAGUCAGAUUCGACUCUAAGAUCAAUCUGCCAUGCGUCGACCAGAGAUCAGGAAAGGUAUGA